UUCACAGUAACAUUGACCUAUAAUAUACACCUACAAUAUACCUAUUGAUUUAUCGGAUUUUGGGUAAUACACGAUGCUGGUAAUGUUGGUAUACACGAGGAAUAACUAAAAUUGGUUGAAGUUUACGAGGUUUAUUUUGUUGUUACAAUAAAUUAAACCAGUAAAAGAAGUCUAACUCAAAUUAUUACCAAACAUUUUAUAAAAUACACAUAUUAACUAUGGCUUCAAAGAAAAAACCACAGUUACCUAAAUCUGUUUUGGAUAUGAAAUUUAUGAAGAAAACCAAAGAUAGAAUAGAAAAAGAGUUAGAAAAUACUCAAGAUAUUGAAGAUUUAUAUUCCAACGUUAUAACGAGUGAAAUGCGACAUGCCUCCGGCAAUUACAUAUCAGAGUCUAGUUUUAUUUAUUGUGAAGAUUUAAUAGAAGGAAGACUUUCAUUUAAAGGUAUGAAUCCGGAAAUAGAGAGGUUGAUGGCAUUAGAAUAUAAGAAAGAUGACGACAUGGGUGAAAUGAAAAAGGAUAUUUCAGAUGACAUUUUAUCUAAAAAGAUGGAAAGUUUUCACAAACGCAAAUGGUGUUCAAGUCCAAGUGAAUGUACCAUUAAAAAGAAAAAGAUUAAUUAAUUUUAUGUACAUAAAUUUACUUUAUAAGAAAUUAAUAUCCAAAUACCAUUGUGUAUCAAAAAUUGCUAUUAUAGGUUUAUUAUGUAUCAAAUGUA
This is a messenger RNA of Nymphalis io (European peacock), 718 nucleotides long. It is a transcript of the gene Mpp6, whose product is annotated as M-phase phosphoprotein 6. Bases 219 to 623 code for a protein of 134 amino acids. The transcript has a single exon. Gene Ontology annotation, biological process: maturation of 5.8S rRNA. The record is from RefSeq and is a predicted model, not a curated record. Lineage: Eukaryota; Metazoa; Arthropoda; Insecta; Lepidoptera; Nymphalidae.